AUGAGUCGGUCGCGCGAAGCACGUCGUGCGGCGGCGCGGGGUGCCGCCGCGCAAUACCUUGCACCGACCCCAUUUCUGGGCUAUGGUGAUGAGAGUGUCCGGCGCCGUCCCUUUCCCGACGAGUCGGUUCGCCGGAGACCAAAUGCUGACGAUGACGACGCAGCCGGAAUUUCGGACCGCCCCUGGGAAGAAGACGAGGCGGACGUGGAUCGCGACUGGUACCUGCGCGAUGAUGACGGCGGUGUUGCAGGCGAUGUUGAUAACAACCCGUUUGCGCAGUAUGAGGACAUGCCCGGACAGGUGACCAAUACGCUUGCCAAGCGCCACGAGCGCAUUACAGCUCGCCAGGCCGCGUAUCGCGCCGAUGCGGACGCAUGGGAGAACAACCGUAUGGAGACCGGUGGUGUGGGCGGGCGUCGUAUUCUGGAUGAUGACCCAGAUGAGCACGGUGAGGACCGAGUGCAUCUCAUGGUCCACAACCUGCGACCCCCUUUCUUGGACGGCAAGACUGUCUUUACGAAGCAGGUGGCGCCGGUCAAUCCUGUGCGUGACCCGACAGCAGACAUGGCUACGUUUGCUAUGAAAGGCAGUUUGCUUGUCAAGGAGCAUCGUGAGCGUGCGGAGCGUGCCAAGGCUGCCGGUCGUGUCGCGUCGCUCAAAGGCACACAGCUCGGCAAGAUUAUGGGCGUGAAAGACGAAGAGGAAGAGGAAGAAGAGGCGAACAAAGGCAAGGUCAGCACGGUCGAUGAAGAUGGAAAAGGCGAGUCGCAAUACGCAACACACCUCAAAAAGAAGGGGAAAGGAGCCACGUCCUUUAGCCAGAACAAGUCGUUGCGUGAGCAGCGGCAAUACCUGCCUGCUUUUGCGAGUCGUGACGACCUGAUGCGUACCAUCCGUGAGAACCAAGUGGUGGUUGUCAUUGGUGAAACUGGCAGUGGUAAGACGACGCAGUUGUGUCAAUUCCUCCACGAAGAUGGCUAUACCGAUUAUGGACUGAUUGGGUGUACGCAGCCCCGUCGUGUCGCUGCCAUGAGUGUCGCGAAGCGCGUGAGCGAAGAGAUGGAGUGUGAGCUGGGCAGCACGGUCGGUUACUCGAUCCGCUUCGAGGACUGUACGAGCAAGGCGACCAAGAUCAAGUACAUGACAGACGGUGUCAUGCUUCGUGAGUCGCUCACCGAGCGCGACCUGGACAAAUAUUCCGCUAUUAUUCUGGACGAGGCACACGAGCGCUCGCUCAGUACGGAUGUCCUGAUGGGUCUGCUGAAGAAAGUGCUGAUGCGCCGCCGCGACCUGAAGCUGAUCGUUACUUCCGCGACGAUGAAUGCAGACGGUUUCUCGCGUUUCUUUGGCACCGCACCCAUCUUUACGAUUCCGGGGCGUACGUUCCCUGUGGACGUCAUGUUUAGCAAGACGCCGUGUGAGGACUAUGUGGACAGUACUGUCCGUCAAAUCCUUUCCAUCCACCUGGGCCAGGCUCAAGCCGGCGACAUUCUCGCAUUCAUGACAGGUCAGGAAGAUAUUGAAGUGACCUGUGAGGUGGCAAAGGAGCGGCUGAAGCAGAUCGACGAUGCUGCGCCCCUCCUUAUGCUCCCCAUCUACUCGCAGAUGCCUGCCGAUUUGCAGGCGCGUAUUUUCCUGCCGUCCGAAAACGGAGAGCGAAAGUGCAUUGUGGCGACCAACAUUGCCGAGACGUCGCUCACCGUCGAUGGUAUCAUGUAUGUGGUCGACGCAGGUUACAGCAAGCUGAAGCUGUACAACCCCAAGGUGGGUAUGGACUCGCUGCAGAUCACGCCCAUUAGCCAGGCGAAUGCCUCGCAGCGUUCGGGGCGUGCGGGACGUACCGGCAGCGGCACAGCGUACCGCCUGUACACCGAAGCGGCCUUCCACAACGAAAUGUUCCCCAGCACGAUCCCCGAGAUUCAGCGGACGAACCUGGCGAAUACGGUGCUGCUGCUCAAGUCGCUGGGCGUCAAGGACCUGCUGGACUUUGACUUUAUGGACCCCCCGCCCCAAGAUAACAUCCUCAACAGUAUGUACCAGCUGUGGGUGCUUGGUGCGCUGGACAACCUCGGAAACCUAACGACGCUCGGCAAGCGCAUGAGCGAGUUCCCGAUGGAGCCGAGUCUUGCCAAAAUUCUCAUUAUGAGUGUCGAGUACGGUUGCUCGGAAGAGCUGCUGACGAUUGUUAGCAUGCUCAGUGUCCCUACCGUCUUUUACCGCCCCAAAGAACGCCAGGAAGAGAGUGAUGCGGCGCGUGAAAAGUUCUAUGUCGCAGAGAGUGACCACCUUACGCUGCUGCACGUCUACUCGCAGUGGAAGAACAACGGGUACAAAGACUCGUGGUGCAACCAGCACUUUUUGCACGGCAAGCUCCUGCGCAAAGCGCGCGAGGUGCGCGCGCAGCUUUCCGACAUUAUGUCGUCGCAGCGCCUCAACCUGCGUUCGUGCGGUACGGACUGGGACGUGAUCCGCAAGUGUAUUGCCUCGGGUUACUUCCACCAAGCGGCGCGCGUCAAGGGUAUCGGCGAGUAUGUCAACUGCCGUACCGGUGUGCCGAUGAAUCUGCACCCCACGUCGGCGCUCUACGGCCUGGGCUACACGCCCGACUAUGUGGUGUACCAUGAGCUGACGCUCACCUCGAAAGAGUACAUGGGCACGGUCACGGCCGUGGAUCCCUACUGGCUUGCCGAGCUCGGCAGCGCCUUUUACUCGAUCCGCGAGCGCGGCACGCUCAGCACGAGCAACCGGCGAGGCCGCGACACGAAGCACCACCAUGUCAUUGAGCUGGAAGAGCAGUUUGAGCGCGACCGCCAGCGCGCGGCCGAGGAAGAGAACGCCAAGAAGCGCAAGACGGAGAACAACCCCCGAGGCAUGCCGAACGGCAUUGCGGUGCCGGGCAUGGGCCCCCCCAAGCGGGGCCGUCGCGUAGGCUUCCGGUAG
Molecule: messenger RNA, 2940 nt
Organism: Malassezia japonica
Lineage: Eukaryota; Fungi; Basidiomycota; Malasseziomycetes; Malasseziales; Malasseziaceae
Gene: DHX38
Product: RNA helicase
Exons: 1
Coding region: 1-2940 (979 amino acids)
Biological process (GO): mRNA splicing, via spliceosome
Cellular component (GO): spliceosomal complex; intracellular anatomical structure
Molecular function (GO): 3'-5' RNA helicase activity; ATP binding; RNA binding
Source: RefSeq, a predicted model, not a curated record